GCGUUCCGGUCUACUUUGCGCCACUUGCGUGCGAGCCGGUGUCUUUUGACAUCCUCGACACCAAGUUCGACAUGAUUCUAGGCAUGUCUUGGUUGCGUAGCGCCGAUCAUCCGGUGAACUUCCAUGACCGAACCGUACACAUCCGUGAUCGGAACGGAGUGUUAGUCCCAUGUACGAUCGCGACCCCUCACACAUCGAUUGCUUGUCACGUGGUUUCCGUUGCGAGAAUUUGCGACGCCAUUGCUCAAAAUGACGUCAAGGAGAUGGGCCUUGUAUUCUUGCAUGCUCUCCCCUCGCCGGACGGACCAGCCGCGUCACCGUCGGACCCACGCAUUUCUCACCUCUUGGACGAGUAUAGAGACGUCUUCGAGGCUCCCACCGGAACGGUUCCGGAUCGGCCCAUACGUCACGGGAUCACUCUCGAGGCUGGCACCGUCCCUCCGCGUGGAUGCAUCUACCGCAUGAGCGAAGAGGAACUCAAGGUGCUUCGCGCACAGCUCGAUGAUCUUCUCCACAAGGGCUGGAUUCGCCCUAGUUGCUCGCCAUACGGUGCACCUGUUCUCUUCGUCCGGAAAAAGAACAAAGAUCUACGGUUAUGCAUCGACUAUCGAAAACUUAACGCACAAACCGUAAAGAACGUCGGCCCUCUCCCUCGGAUUGAUGAUCUYCUUGAGCGGUUAGGCGGCGCGAUGUACUUCUCGAAGUUGGACUUGAAAUCAGGUUACCACCAGAUUGAAAUCCAGCCUCAAGACCGGUACAAGACCGCGUUCAAGACGCGGUACGGGCAUUUUGAGUGGGUUGUCAUGCCCUUUGGCCUCACCAAUGCCCCCGCAACUUUUCAAGCAGCAAUGACGACUGAGUUUCGCGACUUGCUCGAUCGCAGCGUCCUCAUCUACCUUGAUGACAUCUUGGUUUAUAGUAGGACGUUGGACGAGCACAUCGUACACCUUCGCAUUGUUUUGAAUCGUUUGCGACUAGCCAAGUACAAAGCGAAUCUCGACAAAUGCGAAUUCGCCAAGCAAGAGCUCGAGUACUUGGGUCAUUUUGUCACGCCGAAAGGCAUUCGUCCCUUAGCGGACAAGAUCCAAGCCAUCGUGGAUUGGCCGGGACCCCGUUGCACGACGGAUGUACGCUCUUUCAUGGGUUUGGCUGGAUAUUAUCAGCGAUUCGUCGAGUCAUACUCGAAACCGCAUUUCGUCAAAGGCUACAAGUCCGAUCCGACUUACUCUAAGCUUUACGCGAAGGUUUCAUCGGAUCACCCGCCGGCUAGCCACUAUCGGAUUUCCGACGGGUUCCUUCUCCUUUACACGAGAGGAAAGGACUUCCUAGUUGUGCCCCAAGAUCGCAUCUUACGGACUCGUCUUCUCGGCGAAUUCCACGACGCACGACUUUCGGCACACCUUGGCGUGAACCGCACACUAGCACGCCUCCGCCAGCGUUUUCACUGGCCCGACGUCCUUCAUGACGUCACGAGAUACAUUGAGUCAUGUGCAGUUUGCCACCAAAACAAGGGUCGAUCUCGAGUCCCCUUCGGCGAGCUGAAACCGUUGCCGAUCCCUCGGGCACCACGCCUCUCCAUUGCUAUGGACGUGACAGGCCCGUUUCCCCGCGAUCGCCACGACCAUGACGGUAUUCUCACGGUCGUUGACCGUUUGAGCAAGUAUGCUCGCUUCCUUCCUUGCAAGUAUCAUGCUGCAGCGCCUGAGCUCGCACGACUCUUGCACACCGGUUGGAUUACCAACCAAGGUGUUCCGGAAGACAUAGUGAGCGGCCGAGAUACUCGUUUCAUGUCAGCCUUUUGGACUUCCCUCAUGGCUGAGUCCGGUACGACAAUGAAACCGAGCUCGGCUCGACACCCUCAGACGGAUGGUCAGAUGGAACGAGCGCACCAGACCGCUCAGAUGAUGUUGCGUACGCUCAUCCGUCCCGACCAGAAAGAUUGGGUUGACCGGCUUCCCGACAUCGAGUUCGCCUAUAACACUUCGGUGCACCCGGCGAUCUGCGUCACACCAUUCGAGUUACAUCAUGGUGGAGAGAAAGCACGGAUCUUCGCUGAUCUCCUUUUGCCACAGGCUGCYGACAUAGACGUCCCUUGCUCUCCCGCUUCCGUCCGGAAGUACCGGGACUUGCUGAUCAAAGCCCGCACAAAUAUGCAAAAGGCUCAGAUCCGCUUGCAGCAGCAAGCUAACCGACAUCGACUUCCAUGUCCGUUCCGCGAGGGAGACCUUGUUUGGGUCCUCUCCGAGGAAUUUGCGCUCGAGCAGGACGUUUCGCGCAAACUCCUUCCGAAAUGGUUCGGACCAUGGAAAGUCACUUCUGCCGUUGGAGACGAUCCCGCAGGUCCUUCCUUCGUGAUCAACAUUCCACCGCACCUGACAGUGCAUCGGGUCUUCCACGCAUCGAAGCUGGCCAUCUACACGCCACCUUCAAAUGACGAGUUUCCCGGACGUCGAUCACAGGAUCCGCCCUCCAUGGACGAACAUCAGGAAGUGGACCGAGUCAUCACGCACCGCAAGUAUGGCAACAAGCCAAGGCAGUACAAAGUCACAUUCAAGCAAUGUGCGCCUGAUGACACUCGGUGGAUCUCCAGUACAGAUUUGCAGACUUCCGCACCCCUUAUCUUCGCCGACUAUGAGAAGCAACGCCUUGCUAAGGACGCAGCUCGUCCCUCCCGACCCACCCCGGUAUCGGACAAACAACUUCGCCCUCGCAGAUAACUCGGUCUUUUAAGAGGGGGAGUGUGUUACAUCUUCGACGCCACACGGGUCCUACCGGACCCGACUUAGGGCUAGAGGGACACA
Molecule: messenger RNA, 2801 nt
Organism: Chara braunii
Lineage: Eukaryota; Viridiplantae; Streptophyta; Charophyceae; Charales; Characeae
Source: the annotation of a GenBank genome assembly